UGUUUUGAGCUGUCUUGUUGUAAUAUCUCGACUUCUUUUCGUUAAUUUCUCACCCAGAAAACAGAAACACAAUAAGCCCGAGAGAGGCUCAAUCUCCCAGUCCCCUCUUCAGUUUUAGUUUUAGUGAGAAAAGGCACUAAAGAGAUACAUAUGAAAAGAAAAACGCCAAAGACGGUUGUCGCGGCGGAUUGGAUCGGCAGAGUGGUACCGUUAGUCCGCGAGUGACUGUUUAAACAUAAUUUAAAUAAUGAGGAAUCUGCGCUCGUAAUUGAUUUAAGUAGCGCAGCAGACAACAACACCACCAACAACAGCAUUUGCAUAAUUUUCCCCACUCUCACACACACACACACACAGAGGAACAGAGAGACCACAGACACUUGUGGGGUGCUCUCAAACAAAGAGCGAGAAGAAAAUUCGUUGCGCUUUUAGCUGCCACUGCAGUGCAAGCAGCAGCAAGUGCCAUUUGUGUCGGUGUAUGUACGUACAUAUAUGAACGUGUGUGCGUGGUGCAGUCAUGUGUGUGCACCAGUGUUGUUGUGUACUUAAAUGGACAAGUUAGAGUCCACAUUCCACACAGCAGAGAACAGAACAGAAUAGAAAAGAUCAGAAACAGAAACCGUGAAGAACAGCAGCCAACAAUGACUGGCCAAGAAACGGCAUCUUAACUAUUAUUUCAAAAUAAUUGCGCAAACACAUUCUCUGACCGAUUGAAGACAGUGCACUCGAUGUGAAUUAUUUGUAAUUUGUGCUGCAUCCAAUACGAUUCGAAUUUGGUGAAAUCAAUGCGUAGAAAGUGAAUCCGAGGUUGGCGCUGACGUUACGCAAAGCCGUGGAAAAGUGAAAAGCCGCGGAAAACCUGGCCGCUCUAAAAUUGCACUAAAAGUGCAGCUGCCCAUUUUGAUAUUCGGGAGACUGAUAAAAUACUGAUUGCCGUUGCGUGCGCCGCCUAAAAUAGCUCCUAGGCUCUAAUUGUCGGCUGUCCGACCGGAGCAACACCUGGUCGAGCGUCGGCCCCCCUGCCGACACAGAGCGGCCGCCGCAUGCGUCUCAUCCAAACGGCCACCAGCGGUGCUGCUGCGACUGUUCUGCAGUCCCACUCCCAGUCGCAGUACAACUACACCAACAUGCGCGAAGAUGAUAUCGAGCUGGCCAUCAAAGUGGUGAUUGUUGGAAAUGGCGGCGUUGGGAAAUCAUCGAUGAUCCAGCGCUACUGCAAGGGCAUAUUCACCAAGGACUACAAGAAGACGAUCGGCGUGGACUUCCUGGAGAGGCAGAUCGAGAUAGACGGGGAAGAUGUGCGCAUAAUGCUGUGGGACACGGCCGGGCAGGAGGAGUUCGACUGCAUAACGAAGGCCUAUUACCGUGGGGCACAGGCGUCAGUGCUCGUUUUCUCCACGGCAGAUCGGGCCUCGUUCGAGGCCAUCAAAGACUGGAAGCGCAAGGUGGAGAACGAGUGUAACGAGAUACCCACGGUGAUUGUGCAGAACAAGAUUGAUCUUAUCGAGCAGGCCGUGGUCACUGCCGAUGAGGUGGAGACCCUGGCAAAAGUGCUCAACUGCCGUCUGAUACGCACUUCCGUGAAGGAGGACAUCAAUGUCGCAUCCGUCUUCCGCUAUCUGGCCACAAAGUGCCAUCAGCUGAUGAGCCAGAGCUACGACCAGACCGGCAGCCAGCAGCACUCGUCCAGCCAUCCGCCCUACAACAGUACGCCCACAAUCAGCGCCUUCAGCCCGACCUUCACCAAGUCCAGCAGCGGCACCAUUGUGCUCCGUCCGGCCAAAAAGGGCAGCGGGUCCAGUGCGGCGAGGAAACGCAAAAUAGUUCUCAAAAAGUGCGGCAUCUUGUAAGGGAAGGGAAUCAUCGCAGGGGGAUGGUGCCUGCUCGGCAGGCAGUCAAGCAGGGAGUAUGGAUGGAUGGAUUUAUGGAUGGACGAGAUGUUGGCAAUUAAUAACUGGAGCAUCUUUAACGCUUAAUUAUUUAUGAGCCUAAUGAAGUUGUGGGCAGUUGCCAGUGGCCAGCCAACCGUUGGAAGCAGCCACUGGCACAGCCACAGGCACAGCCAUUCACUAGUCGUGCACAGACUCCGCGUGAUGUGGCCCAGACAUGCUAGAAAGCAGCGAUAAUCCGAAGCAGUAAAGUGCAUCUUUGGGAUACACCUCGAAGUGCAGAUACCCUUGCAGAUAUACCCAAACACUAAAUGCACAAAGUAUUUUAAUAGAUAAUUCAGUUGAAAGAUGCUUUCACUUGGACAAGCGUUCCUGUAAAUUGGAUCUACAAACCAAUCCAUAAUCCACACAUCUGCACAAAUUCUGAUCAUUUUUAUCUGACUAAAUAUGCAUUUGAUGCAUAAGUAAUAGUAUCCGCGAUCGGCAAGGGUAUCCGAGUUCUCAAAAGCAUAACCAAUAUGCAUUGUCUUAUGCAGCUACUCAAAAAUUACCCUAAUUAGCUAUAGAUAUCAAAUAUCAAAUCAGGAUUUAUUGUACUGAUAUUAUGGCCCCUUUUUCUAUAACGGAGACUGAUGCAGCAAUGCGCCUCAUAUCGGAUAUGUAUAUAUACUUUCAUGUGGGCUUGGACUGGCCUAAGCAAUUAUUAAAAUUAAAAGGCUAUUAACCAUGCUAGCGCAGCCCAGAUGUUCAUGUGAGAAUAGAUCCCUCCGCCAAUUAGCUUUGGAGAAUGUGCAAUUAAUAAUUCAGCUUAUAUAAUUAUUAGCUAAUUGAAAGUCAUGACAAGGCGCAAUUCGGCUCGCCUUUAUGCGGCGCCUUCACGUUCUAUGCUAAAUUCCACAUCGACUCCGAGCGGAAGGUUAACUGCGCAAGUGGACUACUCGUCUAACACAAUAACAAACUCUAUACUAAGCCUACUCUCAUAU
This is a messenger RNA of Drosophila subobscura, 2869 nucleotides long. It is a transcript of the gene Rab23, whose product is annotated as ras-related protein Rab-23. The record is from RefSeq and is a predicted model, not a curated record. The coding region runs from base 1041 to 1847 and encodes 268 amino acids. The transcript has 3 exons. Gene Ontology annotation, molecular function: GTP binding; GTPase activity. Lineage: Eukaryota; Metazoa; Arthropoda; Insecta; Diptera; Drosophilidae.